Messenger RNA from Aspergillus tanneri, 567 nucleotides. RefSeq names its product alpha/beta hydrolase. Bases 1 to 567 code for a protein of 188 amino acids. Gene Ontology annotation, molecular function: hydrolase activity. NCBI's taxonomy places the organism in Eukaryota, Fungi, Ascomycota, Eurotiomycetes, Eurotiales, Aspergillaceae. The record is from RefSeq and is a predicted model, not a curated record. The transcript has 2 exons.
AUGUGGACAAAGCAUGGAAAAAGCAUUACUGGUGCUCAUUUAAUAACCAUCGAAAAUUUCUGGCAAUGCCCAGAAAAAUACAGCUUCAUCUAUCCUACUUGGACAGUCCUGCACUUUCAUAAUGUUCAAGGCUACAAGGUUCCAGUUUCAGAUCCAGAUGAAUCUAUAACAUGUCGUGUGUAUACACCAGCCGGACGUGGUUCGUUUCCAGUGCACUUGAACUUCCACGGCGACGGCUGGGUUUUUGGAGGCCUUGGGUCCGAAGCAGCUUGGUGUCGAAGCAUCUGCAACGAGUCAUCAAUUAUUGUAAUCGAUGUAGAGUAUCGUCUGACUCCAGAAUUUCCAUUCCCCGUGGCACUCCAUGACUGCUGGGCUGCCGUGAGAUGGGCACACGCCAAUGCUGAACUCCUCAAUCUUGACCCGUCUUCAAUUUCCGCUGGCGGCCUCUCUUCAGGAGGCCGCUACACCGCCGUCCUUGCUCACUUCGCCGUGACUGUUCUCCCCCUUGGCUCUCAAACUGCAGUUGAUGGUAGUUCCCGCGACCGAUAUGCGAUGUGUCAACGGUGA